Messenger RNA from Oenanthe melanoleuca, 9751 nucleotides. It is a transcript of the gene KBTBD12, whose product is annotated as kelch repeat and BTB domain containing 12. Lineage: Eukaryota; Metazoa; Chordata; Aves; Passeriformes; Muscicapidae. Bases 5558 to 7417 code for a protein of 619 amino acids. Gene Ontology annotation, molecular function: protein binding. The record is from RefSeq and is a predicted model, not a curated record. The transcript is spliced from 5 exons.
CAAGGUGCCUUUACUGAGGCUUCUCAGAAACAGGAACAAGGUGCCACGGGGUGGAGGGAGAAAAAGAGUUAAAAUAUCUCUCAGAAGGAUUGUUAGACUUUAUCUUAUGUGGGCCAAUGGUAUCAUUUGAUUUGUAGUGUUAGUAGUUUCAAGACCCCAAAAUUCCUCCUUCCCUGCCAGGAAUAAAUCAGUUCAGAUCACCUGAACUGUACCUGCUUUGGGGGUGAUCCUGGGAGAACAAGAGGGCUGAGCAGGGAGGGUUCUUUCUAUGGCUUUGAUAGAAGGUGAUCUCAUCAUCUGGAAAAUCUUUUAGAAUUCCCUAAGCUGUUUAAGGCUGAUGUUUUACCUUUAAAAGUGAUGCAGGCACUUCAGUUCCUACUACCCAGUAAGCUGAAGCCAGAUCUGGGCUUUUAACUUAAUUAGAUGCCUUUGAAAGCCUGAAAAUCCUAAUUCUCUAAGCAACUGGCAACUGACUGAAUUUGGAAAACUUGCAGAAAGGUACCCUGGCUGCUGGCAGCUACAGUGAUGCUUGAAACACAUCCAUGCACUAAAUGUAUAAUUGUUACAGAGAACCAUUUUUUAGUGACACUCACCUGCAUGCCCAUAUGGACAUAAAUUUCCUAAAAAGAAUUGGUUGUUCUCCCACUUAUUGUUCUGCCACAAGUCUGUAUAUUUUAUCUGGACAGAAUGGAUGACAAAAAUUCAAGAAAUCAUAUCUGAGUCAAAGCAAGAAAGUAAGUAUUCCCUGAAACUAUGAGUGACCUUUUCAGCACAGAUCUCCAGCCACAGACUAGAGAUGUUCCCAGUCUGACCACCAAUAACUAUCAUUUGAAUCUGCUUUUUCAACCACUUGGGCACCUAAUUGAUGUUGAUUUGGUCUGUGGAUUCAUCUCAAUUUGUCACAUAUGACCAUGUCAGUAUUCUUAAGACAAAGUAUCUAAUUUAUCCCCUAUUAUCCUUGAAAGAAAUGAAGAAAAUUAGAUCGGAUUGACACAAUUUGUUCUAGAUAAAUAGGUGCCAUAACUGCUUUUAUCACCUUGUUACCCUCUAAAUCCUUAUAAUUCAAUCACAUAAUAAUUUCUUCUGGCAUCUUUCCAGGUGUCAGAAUUAAGAGAAUGAUUCCUAUUAUCCUAUAGCUAUAGGAACAUCUAUAAUUCAUUGGAAGCUUCCUUUCUAUAUCUUAUUAUACCUUUUCCUUGCAUUAAGAUUAGCAUUAUUAUUUGCCCUUUUUGAGCACUGUGGGAUCUUUUGCAUGGUUUAAAAUCUUGAUCUUAAAUGCCAGCACAGCCUUCAUAAUUGAACUCUGAGAUUAUAACAUUAUUAUCAUCUGGGUGCUGAUUUCUGCCUCACUGUGGCUGUCAGCCAAAUGUCAUAAUGCAUACAAUUAACAGAUUUGCUUCUCAGCUUACUGAUAACAAAGGAAGCACAAAUAAUUCAUAGGCAGAGGCCCUGGUUCUUUGAUGUGAUUGAACUCUGAUCCUUUCAGCACCUGAAGGGAGGCUGGCUGAAGGCAGGGCAGCCUCAUUAAGGCAAAGAAAAAGAAAAAAACAAGCAGAGGGGGAAGAGGAGGAUGCAGGAGGUGCCCCCCACGCUGGGUGCUGUGACCUCUGCUGGGCCAGGUCCUGCAGCUCCCACCCUCCCACCAUGACAUGGAAACAGGAGAUUCCUCAGGAAAAGACAAAAAAACCCCAUGUCCCAGACAAAAAUACAGACAAAAUAAUGUCUCUUAUUACAGAGUAGCUUUUUUUUUUUCCCCCAGAGGUUGGGGGAAAUUCCUGAUGAGCUACUUCCAUCUGGUUUUACAGUCCCUUUGCAUUAGGGUGGUUCAAAGAGCCUGCAGUGUAACUGAGAAUUGAGGACAGCAUUUAUUUAUAGUUUGAUAGCUCAUAAAAGCUGGAGAGCUGAGCUCACAGCAGUGUGCUUAUUUAUGUUUUAAACUGCUCAUGCAUGCUACUGCCUUGCAAAAUGUAUGCUGGAGCUCCUGCUUACCAGUAUAUAUGGCUCUUCAUAAGGUUCAUGGCACAAAGGCAAAAAAGAAAAGGUGAAAUUAGACUAACUUAAUGGUUGAUAUAAAAUUUAAAGUAGCAGAGAGAACUGGAGAAAAAUUAAUAGCCCAGCACUCAAAUAAAGUAACAUCCAAUGGAGGUUUGCACCUGAAUCUAUUUCUCACAGUAGAAGAAAAAAGUAUCCCAAAAUUCUGAGUGAGGCACUCAUUAACUCUGAUUUCAGCUCCUGGUGACAUUAUAAAGGAUUUGAACCUUGUACUGAAAGUUUUAUAAUGGCAACCCAGCCUCUGACACACUCUCAGUGCAGUGUCUUGCUGCAAAUUAUAUUUGUAUCACACUUAUCCUCUCUUUCCCUAUCAAUGCAUCAUCCUUCUCCCUCUGUAACCCAGAGGGAAAGCAAAGCAGCACUGUUUCAUUACUACCCUUUAAUAGUCUUUCCAGUCAUAUAAAGGAGAAUAUUAAUAUCCUUCUAAUGACCUCACCUAAACGCUGCUAAAAGCCAGGAGAGAAGUGACAAGUUUGCAGCGAAAGCACAGGGGAUGAAUUUCUGAAGUUAAUGAAAGGAUUUCACCCCCGGGUUUUAAUCCUGUUUUCUUUCUGACCUUUUAGCUUCAGUUUCCUCAGCUGUAGGAUGGAGAAAGUAGACUCACAUGCAAGUCAACAGCACGAUUUUGUUGAGUACAAUUCAGUCAGGAGCUGGCUGUGCUGUCAAAGCACAGAGCUAAAGAAGGUGUGCUCUGACAAGGAAAAGUGAAUGUUGUCUUCUUGCAGGUGUGAGGUAACCACACUCUUCCUACAGCUCAGCCUGGGGAAGCAGCUUUGCUCUGCAGAGCCUGAUGGGGUGGCUGGAGGCAGCUGCAGUGAUCCUGCCUGGAAGGUGCAGACUCUGAUGGGUGGGCAUGGCCAGGUCCAGGAGGAGGGGACCACCCAUCUCCUGCUCCAGGCUGUGGGCAGUGCUGCUGCUCCUGGGGAGGCACCCAGAGCAGCUCUGGGGGGCAGAGGACACCUCCUGCCCUGGGUGCAGGUGGGCAGCGGGGUGGGACUUGUCCAUCAGGUUAUUGACACCUCAAGGAGCACAUAAAUGGCAUGAGCUGUGUUUUGCCUCAACAUUUCUGUUGCUGAAAGAGAAGAGGAAGAGGCUGCCAGAGUGUGGUGCCAGAUGUGCUGAUCACUGGUAUGAACACUUUAAAAUUCACUAUGAAUUCUAAUGAACAGUGAUUACACUGACAAAGUGCUGCUCUUAAGAAAGCUAAAUUAACAACUAAAGAAAACUUAAAGGUGACCAGCAAAGGAAAUGAAAUCAUAGCUCAGUUCUACAGAGCUUCUUCCUGAUCUGUACAAAAGUCUGGGGGAAAUUAUGGUGAUUAAUUAUCUCACUUGUUUUUACAUUAAAAAUACACAUUUUCACCAUUAUAGAAAAGCUGGGGGAUGCAUGAAGACAUCAUAAAAGAGAAAGGAGAGAAGUUGAUCAUUUUGGAGAAAAAGUCAUGAUUAGUCAGAUUGGGGCUUGCUGGUGCUUACUAACACUUUCAUACAUCUGGAGAUGAACAACCUGGUUCAGGACAUUGCAGCUCAACUUUAAGAUGACUGUGCUUAUGGUCUUUGAGAUGAUAAGCACAAUUUCUGAGAUAUAGGGAGGUUCCUUUACCUAAAUGCAGUGAAGAUCAAAUAUUACAAAGUGAUUAAAUAGCACAAGGAGAAAACAAUAAAAUAAUUAUCAUGUAGGAUAAAAAAACCCAAACAUUUCCUUCUCAUGAAAGCUUCUGCUGACUGUAAAGACUGCUCCAGAGGAAGUCAAUACAGGAUUAAGAGCCACGUUUUCUCAAAUGCAGUAUUACAUUUCAAAGGAGGGAGGAAAAGAAAAAAAUCUAGAUUUUGAAAUACCAUCUCUGUCUUUUUUGUACUAAACUGACUGUUUUAAUUGAAUUUUAAAAGUAUCAUAAGAAGAGCUCAGAGCUUGGCCCACAUCCAGAUGUUAAUGUUUAGUCUUCCAAAUCCAUUUUUUAAGUCUGGUAAUAACCCAGUUUCAUUUCUUAGAUUUGUUGCUUCUGGUUCCAUAUUUGGAAUAUGGAAAGACUUGAUCAAAUCAAGGAAAUGCCAAUCUUCAAGCAUGCUUGGCUUUUAAAUUAGCACUCAAAGUGAGGAAUCUACCUAACUUGUAGAAUGAUGUCUAGUUCCAAAAACAACUGAACAGCUAAAAGAGCAGGUUUGAGUUCGGUGAUACAGCUGCAGAUUUCCUUUCCACCUGGGAAAUAACUGUAAUAUUUUAAAAUAUCUAUCUACCUAAAUCUGUAGAAAAAUCUGGACUGUUUGUAAAAAUACCUUUAGAGGAAUUUCAAAGAAUUUCAUAUACUCAUUUUUUAUGUUGAUACAUGUUUCUUUAAUGAAACUAAGACUUCUCUUUGUACUGCCAGGAUUUGAGAAAACCAAUUCAAUCUGUGAUACAAGCCCUUGAUCCCACAAAUAUUUAAGCUGCCGAGGAAAGUUACUCAUUUCAACAGGCUCAUUAAGCACUUUGUAGCAUGUUUACAGUGUGUUUCAAACAUGGUUAUACCACAGCUUUAGGACUUGCUCGUGUACUGGUGAUUCAUGACAUGAGUCCUUAAUGCAUUUCUAAAACAGAACUGUCUCAUUACCAUAUUACAGCCAAAAACUGUGAUAAGGACUGGUAUCCCUCAAGUGAUGGUAAAUGUCAUUCUCCCACUGAAAUUCUACACCUGUACCUCACAUUCUGCAGAAAGACAGAGAUUCACUAAAGGAUCUGCCUUCAAAACCAAAAAAAAACCAAACCAAAAACCAAACAGAUGAGACCACAAAUUUCCUUGUUUCCCCCAUAAAUAAAACUGGAGGGAGCAUGUUAAUAAUUACAAUUUAAUUUAAAAUGUCUCUUGAGCUUGCAGUGAGUGGAACCUAAACUGUGACUCUGCAGCACAUAAACAUCCUGCUGAGAAGAAAGGAGGACAGCUUGAAGGCUGCCUCUAUUUACUGAUCCUUUACUUACUCCAAAGGAAACUGGUAGCAACUCUGUAGAAACCAGUGAGCUAUGCUUUGGUGUGAGAGAAAAAGGAAUCUGGCCAGUUGGACCAAGUUGUUUCCUGCCACUUCACGACCAGUCUUUAGAGGUAAAAGCUGCCUCUACCCACAGGACUGUGUUGACUGUCUCAGCUCAAUUUUUAUAGGCUCUGGAUCAUGGAAAAGAGGGAGAAGGCAGUUGAAAAAGGCUGCUUUGAAGGGAAGUCUGUAAUUGCCUUUAAAUAAUCACAGAACUUGGGGGUAGGUUCUGAAUACUGAAGGUCAUUUGAAGUGUUGAUUUUUCUUAUAUUUUUUCUUGGAAACCUUGAACCUGAGACCUCACCAUAAUUUUGCACAAUUUUUAUGCAUCACUGAUUCAUAUCACACCACACAGGUGAUUAACUCUAGACAAUUACAGCAAUAUAUAUUUGCCAAAGAGUUCGUUCUUAUUGGACAAUAUUAUGCUUCUAUCUCUAGAAACAUUCCUGAUGAGUACCUUGAGUUCUGAGGACAUUUAAAGAGAGGAAAAGAGAUCAACCAUGGAUCACAAGGCUGAGGAGAGGAGAAAGCAGCGCCACAGCUUGACUUUGCUGGAGCAAGUGCAGAGAAUGAAAGAAUCAGCCGAGAUAAUCGACGUGGUGCUGGUCGCAGAAGGUGAGAGGUUCCCCUGCCAUAAGGUGGUGCUGGCUGCCUUCAGUGCCUAUUUCAGAGCCAUGUUCAGGUGUGGCUUGGCAGAGUGUGCUCAGAGGGAGGUGGUGCUGCAGGACACGUGUGCCGAGAGCGUGGCCGUGCUGCUGCACUACAUGUACGGCGCGGAGCUGCGCCUCUCCAGCCACAACGUGCAGGCUGUGGCCCUCACUGCCUGCUUCAUGCAGAUGGAGGAGGUCUGCACCAUGUGCCAGAAGUACAUGUUGGACCACAUGGAUGCUUCCAACUGCGUGGGCAUCUACUACUUUGCAAGCCACAUUGGGGCAGAAGAUUUGUGCGACCGAGCGAGGAAAUACGUGUAUCAGCAUUUUGCUGAGGUGAGCUUGCAGGAAGAAAUACUGGAGGUUGAAUUCCAGCAGCUGAUGACUCUGAUCAAAUCAGAUGAUCUGAAUAUCUCCAGGGAGGAGAGCAUUCUGGACCUGGUCAUUAGAUGGGUCAAGCACAGCAGAGAGACACGCUCAGAGCACCUCAUUGAGCUCCUCAAGCAAGUGAGACUGGUGCUUAUCAGCCCCUCUUUCCUUGUGGAAGCCAGGAAAAGGAACACAAUGAUCCUCUGCAAUUCAGAAUGCAACGACCUGUUCGAGGAAGCCCUGAAAACCAUCCAGCUGUCCAGGCCCCCUUCCCUCAGCCUGCGUUAUGGGAUGGAGACUACGGAUCUCCUGCUCUGCAUCGGCAACAACUCCCUUGGCAUCAGGUCCAGGCACGGCAGCUACGCGGAUGCCAGCUUUUGUUUCGCCCCUGCAACACGAAAAACUUACUUCAUUUCCUCCCCCAAGUAUGGAGAGGGCUUAGGAUGUGUUUGCACUGGUGUUGUCACUGAGAAAAAUGAUAUCAUUGUGGCAGGCGAGGCAAGCGCCGUCAAAAUGUCUAGACAAAGGACCAGGAACAUUGAAAUUUAUAGAUACCACCAGCGAGGAAACCACUUCUGGCACAGCCUGUGCACCACUCAGCUCCGUGAGCUCUACGCCCUGGGCACUGCCCACAACGACCUCUAUGUAAUAGGAGGGCAGAUGAAAGUGAAAAAUCAGUAUCAGGUCACAAACUGUGUGGAGAAGUACUCCAUGGAGCAGGGCAGCUGGAGAAGCACAGCACCUCUGCCAGUGCCACUGGCCUGCCAUGUGGUGGUGACAGUGAAGGACAAGCUGUACGUGCUGGGUGGAUGGACACCACAGAUGGAUCUGCCUGACGAGGAGCCGGAUCGAUUGAGUAACAGAACGUUUCGCUACGACCCCGGCCAAGACAGAUGGGCAGAGAGAGCCCCAAUGAAGUUCUCCAAGUACCGCUUCAGCACGGCCGUGGUCAGCGGGGAGAUUUAUGUCCUGGGAGGAAUUGGGUGCCUUGGUUAUGACAGAGGACAGACACGGAAAUGCCUGGAUGCAGUGGAGAUUUAUAACCCUGAUGGAGACUUUUGGAGGGAUGGACCCCCUUUGCCUUCUCCCCUCCUCUCCUUACGGACAAACUCCACCAGUGCAGGCUCCGUGGAAGGGAAGCUGUACCUCUGUGGAGGAUUUCAUGGAGCAGCUCGCCAUGAAGUUAUCACCAAGGAGAUCCUGGAGCUGGACACGUGGGAGAGCCAGUGGAACGUGGUGGCCACCAAUGUCCUCAUGCACGACAGUUACGAUGUUUGCCUGGUUGCUCGACUGAACCCACGGGACCUUAUCCCUCCUCCUCCAGAUUUAGUGGACCAAUAGAAGUUCAGUGACUCCCAGUGCUUCCAGAUUCUGCAGAGAUUAAAGAAUUUGGGGAGACAAAUGCUGCAUUGGCUGUGGAUGGUAGCAGAGUCCCACAGAGAGGAAAGGGCAAUGUGUGCUUGAGGACAUAAUAGCCUUUGAGCUGUGCUCCUCUGCUGAUGCUGAAUUUGAUAGUUCUGGUGCUCUGGACUUCUGUGGUUGAAAGCCAAGGCUGCCCAGCCUUUGUGUGUGGCUCUUCAGUCUGGCUGUGCAGGCUCCAGGGCUGGGUGAAGCCUGGGCUGCUGGGACUCUCUGCCUCACAGGCACAGAGGCAGCCCAGGCUCAGCUCACAGCAGACCUGACAGAAACCCAAAGUAUUUCAUAUAUACAUAUAUAGCUAGGGAAAUCCCUCCUUUGCUGUUCAUCCCACUUGGAUCUACUAAGCUACCCAGGAAGCUAAAAAAUAGAUUAAGUCAGCUGAUGAAAAACAAGUGCCAGACUGUAACUGACUGAUGCAAAGGUAAAACGUAGAAAAGCCUUUGUUUGAAACAAAAUCCCAUUAGACAAGGUCCAUUAGCUAAGAACAUCAGCUCCUGCAAACAUUAUCUAAAGCACAGACAUAACAGUCAAGACAUCCAGUUUUUGCUAAUAGACCUGAACCUGUGCUAGUAGGAAACUAAUCCUUUGGCAGCAAGUUACAAAUGAGUCUUUCAGUAGGGUUGGUAGGCAGCCUCUGCCAAAGACAAGAAAAAUCUUAAAUUUUCACAUAAAUUCUAUUUAUUACAAAGUCUGGUAUGAUCAGGAUCUUAGAGCUCAGUUAGGAAACCUCCCUUGGGCAAUGAAUAAGGGGAUGCAAACUAAAAAGCAAUAAAUGAGUCCAGUAUUAUCUGCAUAUCAGCACUGCAGCUACAGAGAAAGGAGAUAUAUAUUAAACAAUAAACAUUUAUAUAAUAGGAAUAGCUUUAAUGGAGUAGCAUAAGGCUAAUUGUCAACAGAAUUGGCUAUAGUCACAGGGAAGAGGAAUAACUUGAGCAGUGCUUCUGAAGGCAGUGUUAGCCUUUGCAUGGCUUGAAGACAGUAGGUUGUAGUCAAAAUUGUUAUCCCAUUUGAAUUAUCAAUAACUAUUCAUCAGUUGUCUGGUGCCUACCUUGCAGUCUAUCUGUCACUGCAAAUAUAAGAUUAAACUAUCAUAUUAUAUGAGAAUAAUCACUGUCAGCAAGAAGUGGCUUUUGAUAACUAUAAAAGCAGCAACAGAAGUGGAACAAAAAAAAGGCAAAGAAAUGAGGGAGUCCAUCAGGCAGUUUAUCCAUAGUUACUUCCAGGAUUUGUAUUUUAGAGCAUCUCGAUUUUCUCUUUCAGUCAUGUUUUAGGCUGCAAAAAUGCCAGCUUUAUUGUUGCUUUUUUGACUGCAGUGCUUAUGGCAGAGAGAGAUGGAGAGAAUGAUCCAAAAGCCCUUUCCCAAUUCUAACUUUUGUUAUUCACUAAAGCUGUCAUGUAAAAACUGUCAGAAGGAAGAUCACUAAGUUUUCCUGACAACUCUAGUAGGACACUAGAAUGAGGAAUUCUCAGACAAGAAGGGAUUUGGGGGGAAGAAAUUAAGGAAAACACAUAGAAAAGGAGUAAAUCCAUGAGCCUUACAGUUAAUUGCUUGUCUCCCUUUACAUUUCCCAAGCAGAAUGUGUGUCACAGCCUAAUCAUGUACACUUGUGUUUGCAUAAUUUCUGUAUUAUUCAGCCAUCCUUUUUUCUUUCCAUUGCUCAUAUGUAGGUUAUCAUCUGCCUAGAACAAAGUUGUGACAACCAUGAACUUCAGCAAUACAAAUCAGCAACCAGUUCCUAAAAUCUCAACCCCUCUGGUCAUCAAGUGCAGAGGUAGUUGUAAGAUCAAGGAGGCAAACUCUGCUUUAAUAAGUUUUUAAACAAAAUCAGUAGAAAGUUCUAUCAAUAAAUAACCACCCAAUACUGGAAACUCUUUUACUGUUGUUGUUACUGUGAAAUAAAGGUAAUUUUGUUUUAAUUUCUCUACAAGGCUCUUAAGGCAGCUGGAAGCAAUGCUCUUGAGCAUCCAUUAUUGAUUUCCUUGUCAAACUCCAAUUCUGCAACAGUACCUACUGAUUUUGCUUUUUUCAUCUUUUUUUUUUUUUUUCCUUUUCUUUAAGGAAGAUUGUUUUAAAGAGAUUUUUUGAUCUUUGGUCUCUGAUCUGUGGUCUAUUCCUUACAGUUCUUGUGGUUUAAAACCUGGGCUAGUUACUGGAUUUCACUAACCAAAAGACAGUCUAUUUGGAAUAUUUCAAGGGAAGAAGGGAGAUAUUUACAACCUUUCAUUAGUAAUAUUUGACCACGUAUGUGAAACUCA